AUGUUUCAGGAGGGACUGUUGACCCUCGGGCCACCCCUGGACCAGGACCAGGACCCGGAACCUGGACCUGAUCUGCCUGGGCCUGGGGACUGGGACUGGGACGACCGCGCACCUGCACCUCCUGCACCUGCCUCUGGCCCUGCACCUGCACCUGCGCCCGCGCCCGCGCUUUGCACUUGCAGGGGUUUUGUCGUAGGAAAAGAACGUCCAGGCGGCGACAUUGGCACACUAGGACUAAAAAUCCCCCAGGGCAGAACCUCACGAUCCUCGCCGCUCACCGUGAAUUGCAACAUCUCGCCUGCUCCUACCUGGCUCCUCCACCCCGUUCGCAGCUCCCAUUGCCUGCGUACCUACAAGAAAAUGGCUCCCCGUGCCGAGCAGAGCCAAUUGAAGCGCGCUGCCGGUUCGCCCGCAGAGCACGAACCUGACUCGUCCAAGAAAGUUCGCCGAUCCGAGCGCCUGUCGUCGCAACAGCACUCGGUCAAGACACCCGUCAACACCAAGCAGCAGCUGCCCUCACCCGUAACACACAUCUCCCCCGAGGACAGCAGCUCGCGCUUCAAGGAGGGUACCGCCACCCCGCCCGAGGGCCGCCCCAGCCAGGUCCUCACCAAGAGCCAGGAGACCUAUUCCCAAGUUCAAGGCUUCUCGUCGCCACCUCAGGACACCCAGGCCUUCUCUCAGCAGGUCAUAGACCCGAACGAGCCAUACUCGAAAGAAGUCAAGGAUGAGGUCAAGGAAGGAGUCUGGGGAUAUCUAUUCCCUCUGAACACGAAAUAUGGUGGCAAGUGCCUGGUGAUGAGGAAGAGAGCUGCGUGUCCGAGGUCAGAUGCGCUGAGCGAUGGCGGACAGAAGAAGAAAGGAGCCAAGAAGUCGCCCAAGGAGCAGGAGGAGAGCUUCGAGCACACCAAGCUCAGCGAUGCUCCCUCUGGUGGUUACUUAAUAGGCCGCCAUCCGGAGUGUGAUAUUGUCGUGGAUGAUCCUAGCGUCUCAAAUCGCCAUUGCUUGCUAUUCACAGAGCACAAGACCCAUGACACUGUUGCAAUAGUGGAGGAUCUGUCGAGCAACGGCACCUUUGUCAACGAAGCGAUCAUUGGUCGGAACCAACGGCGAGAGCUGAAGGAGGGUGACGAGAUAGCAGUGCUGGACAAGGCGCGUUUCAUCUUCAAGUAUCCCAAGGCCCGGCAGAGCAACGCAUUCCUCCAGCAGUACACCUUACUCGAGCAGCUGGGCAAGGGCCAUUUUGCUGAAGUCUUCCUGUGCGUUGAGAAAGCGACCGGAACGAGAUAUGCUGUCAAGAUCUUCACAAAGACUCCGGGCGUAGAGGAUCGAUCAAAGACGGACGGUCUGCAGCAGGAGAUUGCUGUUCUUAUGGGUGUCAGCCAUCCCAAUGUGCUGUGCUUGAAAGACACCUUCAACGAGAAGCACGCUGUCUUCCUCGUGCUCGAGCUCGCGGCAGAGGGAGAGCUUUUCAACUUCAUCGUAAUGAAGCAGAAGCUGAGCGAGAAUGAGACGCGGAAGCUGUUCAUCCAGCUGUUCCAGGGAAUCAAGUAUCUGCAUGACCGAAACAUUGUUCAUCGUGACAUCAAGCCCGAGAACAUCCUGAUGGUGGAUCGCGACCUUCACGUCAAACUUGCAGACUUUGGCCUCGCGAAGAUCAUCGGCGAGGAGUCAUUCACCACCACGCUCUGCGGCACGCCAAGCUACGUGGCACCAGAAAUCCUUGCCGAUACCAGGCAUAGAAAGUACACGAAGGCCGUCGAUAUCUGGUCACUCGGAGUCGUCAUGUACAUCUGCCUCUGCGGGUUCCCGCCAUUCUCAGAUGAGCUGUACUCGCAGGACUUUCCAUACACACUGUCACAGCAGAUCAAGAGCGGCAGAUUCGACUAUCCUUCGCCGUACUGGGACUCCGUCGGCGACCCUGCUCUUGACUUGAUCGAUUCUAUGCUUGUUGUCGACCCGGAGAAGCGGUUCACUGUCGACCAAUGCCUGGACCACCCGUGGAUGACUGCCAAGGGUCCCGCAGUAAAUGACAGCACCGACGGCUUGGUUGGCGGCGUUAACGGGCUUGAUCUCCAGCGCCGCGGUGUCGUCCGCGAGCGCACUCUACUCAGCAGCAUCAACUCGGUCCGAGUCAAAGAAGUCCCUGGUGUCAACGGCAAGGAUCCUGUCACUGUGUACAAGAAGAAUACUCGGCCGGUGGUUGCGGAGCCCAGACCCUUCGACGGUAGGGACCCGGAGGAGUUCGUGGCAAUGGGCGGCAAGGGCGAUGAAACCCUUUUCAGUCAUGAUGCGAACAGCCACUACACCAAGGAUGACCUUCCAGAAGAGCCAGGUCCAGCGACGACAUCAACCAAGAACGCCAAUGGAGUGAAGCCGAAGGCUGUCAAGGGAAAGGCGGCCAAGGGAAACAAACAAUAG
This is a messenger RNA of Diaporthe amygdali, 2421 nucleotides long. RefSeq names its product camk rad53 protein variant. Gene Ontology annotation, biological process: protein phosphorylation; mitotic DNA damage checkpoint signaling. Gene Ontology annotation, molecular function: protein binding; protein serine/threonine kinase activity; ATP binding. Lineage: Eukaryota; Fungi; Ascomycota; Sordariomycetes; Diaporthales; Diaporthaceae. Gene Ontology annotation, cellular component: nucleus. The coding region runs from base 1 to 2421 and encodes 806 amino acids. The transcript has 7 exons. The record is from RefSeq and is a predicted model, not a curated record.